Molecule: messenger RNA, 4034 nt
Organism: Gymnodraco acuticeps
Lineage: Eukaryota; Metazoa; Chordata; Actinopteri; Perciformes; Bathydraconidae
Gene: kif9
Product: kinesin family member 9
Exons: 20
Coding region: 226-2523 (765 amino acids)
Biological process (GO): mitotic spindle organization; microtubule-based movement
Molecular function (GO): ATP binding; microtubule binding; microtubule motor activity
Source: RefSeq, a predicted model, not a curated record
GCGCGCACAGGCGUUGCCAUGACGCUGAAUGGAAACCACAGAAGGUGAACAGAGGAGAUGUACUGUAGCUGAUAAAGUGAGCUAAAAUGAGCAAUUAUCACCUGAUAAGCACUGAUUCUUUUAGUUCAGGUGGAUUUAGUUAAAAAUAUCCGCGAGUCUGACGCAGGUUUAAAGGCACUCAACUUGAGUUUUGUAGUGUUGUCGUCGUGUUUCUGUUGAGCGGAUAUGAAGGCUCACAGCGGUGAGGUCGGAGUGUUUGUCCGGAUCAGACCAACGGCGAACUUCUCCCAAGACAUUAUUGAAUGUCUUCCUGACGGACAGACAGUGAAUAUUCAUCACAAGAAAGACACCAAGAAGCCCCUCUGCCCCAGAAAGAUUCAGCGGAGUUCCUGGUCAUUCCGACUGGAGGGCGUCCUGCAGGAUGUAUCCCAGGAAGAGGUGUACACCAGAGUUUGCAGACGGGUGGUGCUGGGAGCACUGGAUGGCUAUAAUGGCACUGUGCUGUGUUUUGGGCAGACGGGUGCAGGAAAGACAUACACCAUGACAGGCUCCACAGAAUCAUACAAGCAGAGAGGCAUCAUUCCUCGGGCCAUUCAGGAGGUGUUUCAGGAGGUGCAGAAAAGGACUGAGCACACUUUCUCUGUAUACCUGUCCUACUUGGAGAUCUACAAUGAGACCCUGGUGGACCUGCUGGCCUCGUUGCAAAGCUCAGCACACCCCAGUCCACGUAGUAUGGUGAUUAGUGAGGAGCCAGGCAGAGGAGUGUUCAUCAGAGGUCUGUCCCUUCACCCGGUCCACAGUGAGGAGGAGGCUCUGAACCUGCUGUUCGAGGGUGAGAUGAAUCGCGUUAUUGGAUCUCAUGCAUUGAACAGGAACUCCUCCAGGUCCCACUGUAUCUUCACUUUGCAUUUAGAGUCUCACUCACGGACUCUGUCUGAUGCCAAGUAUGUCACCUCCAAGUUGAACCUGGUGGAUUUAGCUGGGUCAGAGAGGCUGGGAAAGACUGGGUCAGAGGGUCAGAUGUUCAAGGAAGCCAUGUACAUCAACAAGUCGUUGUCUUUCCUGGAGCAGGCCAUCCUGGCCCUGGCCGACCGUCGCAGAGACCACGUUCCCUUCAGACAGACUAAACUCACUCAUGCCCUCAAGGACUCAUUGGGAGGGAACUGCAACACUGUGCUUGUGGCAAACAUCUACGGUGAGGCGUCCCAGAUAGAAGAAACACUCUCUACACUGCGUUUUGCCAGCAGAAUGAAGUGCAUCCGGACAAAUCCUGCUGUCAAUGAACACAUGGAUCCAGCUGCUCAGAUCAAGAAGCUAAAGAAGGACGUACAGAUGCUGAAAGAGGAACUGUCCUUCGGUAAUACAUUGGUGGACCGGCCCAGCGUACCGUACGAUCCGUUGUCUGAGGCCCAGCUGGCCGAGAUCGACAGCCAGGUUCAGAGGUACCUGGAGGGAAGCCUGAAGGAAAUCAGUAUCAUAAGUGUCAGUCAGGUCCGAGCAUUAUUCGCCAAGUUCAAGCUGGCUGUGCAGGGACAGGAGCAGAAGGUGAAUGCUCGAUUACGUCAGACCUACAACUUGGGGGAGGAAGACCAAAGAGCUGAUACACCUGCUGUCAAGGAGUGGGAUACCAGAGGCAGCACUGAGGAAGAUGAGGCGGGCAGCUUUGAGGUGUCACACAAAAACACCCAGCGCCCGAGUUCAACCAGAGCCAAAACUAAAAAGUCUAAGGACAAACAGAGCCAAAGCAAGAGACAAGGAGAGGAGAGUCCGCUCUCUAAGAAGCGUUCAGACUCUGCCUCCAAACCAAAGUUGAAUUCUGUCCAGAGCCCCGAAAGGGAACAGGAGUUUCAGGAACCAGACACGGAGAGCCAGGAACCACAGGAGUCACAACCAAAUGGCAAAGAACCCUUUCACCCUGACUCUACUCUUACCAAAGCGGAAGCCUUUGAUGAUUUUAAAAUGGGCAGAGGCAGCAAGCUAAAUCGCAUCCUUCAGGAGAACAAGGCUGUGCUACUGGAGCGCCGCAGUCUUCAUUGGCAGUUAACUGACAAGGUCAACGCUGUGAAGAGAGAGAUCGACUGCACCGCGGCCACCAUGCAGCAGUACAGGGAGACGAGAGGAGGCCAAGGUCGGUAUUCGGAGCCAGAUGACACCUUAUUGAACCAGCUCAGAGAGCUGAAGGCCCUGUACCGGCAGAGAUAUGAGGUGCUGAUCGACAUCAAGGCAGAAAUCAACUACUGUCAGCACCUGGUGGAUCAGUGCAGGGUGCGUCUGCUAUCUGAGUUUGAGAAGUGGUAUAAAAAGUAUUUCCUGGUACCCGAGGAGGAUCUGGAGACAUCUAUGGAUAACACCCUUGAUCAAUGUGAUGAUAACCAGCUUCCUCCUGAGAGCUCCAGCUCUGAGUCCUUCCACAACGCCCGCUACAGAAUGCUGAGAAGGAGGAACACCCGGUCGCUGUACGUCACUCCAGAGCAGAGGAGCUCGUCUUCAGGGUCCGGACAGAGAACACUUCCCCCCCGUUAGCUAAGUGAGUUUAUGUAAAAACUACAUUUUGGUGAGCUAUGGUCUCCACAUCUUCUUUUCUCUUGGAGUUUUUCUUCAUUCAAUCAAGCAAAAAAGACUAUAUACAACAGAUCAGCUUCUUAAAUGAAAAGUAAAAUUUAUUAUUCCUGAACCACAAAAUAGACUUCUUUGGUUGUACAAAUUCACUAGUUACAGUCUUGUGAGCUCUAACCCUUGACCCUAGAACUUCUGACCCUUUCCCUCUGACAUAUUUGCAAGUAAAAGUCCCAAAAAAGGACUCGAGACAAAAGAAUAAACACAACAACUUGAAACACUGCAUUAAUGUAGUGAAACCCAUCUGAAAAAAAAGAAUUACCUACUGCAAGUAAAAAAAAGAAGAUAUCAACCAUUGCAAAUGUUAUCAAACAAACUGAAUUUCAGUCAGUGAGAGCAACAUGGAAACUAUGAUUAAAAGACCCUACUUUAAAUUAAAACAAUGCUACUAUGCUGUGAUUCUGCAAAAAUACCCAUCAGAUACAUAAACUGACAGCAUGUGGAGCAGUGAACUGAACAAUGUCUUGAGGGGGAUUUCUAAUUGCUUCUGACCCCCGCAGCUCUUCCAUUAACAAACCAAUAUACAUGCAGAGAGCAUCCCAGCACCAAGCCUGUAAGACUGACUCAGUUUCAACCCGACGUUUGCUUUCCUUUCAGUAUUUGUACAUUAUUCACACAAUAAUAAAAUGAUUUUUCAGUGGCGUCAGAUUUAAAUAGACAGAAAAAUAAAACACCUGCUACCUUCACAUCACUCUGGAAUACCUCCAGAUAAUUCAAGGAUACAAAUGAAUGAUUCACAUUGCAAAAUAAAAAAACAAGACCCUAAACAGGGCAGGGUGAGUACCGUUAAUUAUUAAAUGAUACUUGGUUCCUAACGUGUGAUAUGUUUAUCUGUAAAAACUGCCUGCUUAGUGUAGUCAGAUUCUCUCAAUGGGGAAUGUAACAAUCACAGGUAUGACCAACUACCGUGAGCAACAGAUAUCAAGAGAUCUAAUUAUUGAUAUGCUUCUCUAAAAAUGUGAAUUCAUAAGUGUACAUAAAGUGAAAUGAAUUAGUUUAGUAUUUAAAGAUACAUUACGAUAACCAUCAGUCAUGCACUCCCAAAGGAGGUUAAAACAGAGGGCCUUCAAUUUGAGUAAAACGCUAAAAACAAUAAAUUACUUAAGAUAUAUGUUCUUUAAAAGUUGAUAGGUGGCAGUGCAUAAAGAUAUGUAUUGUUUUUGUGUUUUUAAAAAGCUCUCCACAAUUUGUGACUGAAGGUAGCAGGAUGUUCCCUCAAUUAAUAUAUACACUCCUGUCCGAGUCUCUAGAAACCCCUGACAUUUUUACAAUCUAGUCACUGAAAGGCUAAAAAUAUAAUUCAACAAGUUAGUAUAGCUAUGACCCAUUUCUUUUCUCUUCCAGUAUGUUCUUUUUAAACAGCAAAAUCGUUAGAGGUGCAAAAAUAAAAAAAAUAAAAACUUCGGCCGCUUCCUUUU